GAGUCCGCGAGUUGCUUUUCUAUAGAUUUUUCAAGAAACUUGGUUAAUCGGUUAUAUUGUCGGCGUUUUAUAAACUUUUGUUUUUCUAAUCGAUUCAUAUAAUGCAAUUUCAUUAUUUGAAGUAAAUUUGAACAACCACAAAGAGAAUUUUUACUAUUUAUAUACGUUUCAUCAGGUAUUAUGUCAUCGUCUAAUUACAUUUUUUCGGUGAAUUGUUAUGAUCUCACAUUCUCAUACCGUAUCAUCAAGGAUUAUGAAGUACAAAGGAAUUGAUAGAUGAACAAAAUGUUGAUGUGUAUUGGACGACGUUUUUUUCGUUCAAGUAGUUGUCUUUUGAGACAAUUUUCAAUCGCACCAGAAAGCACUUUCGCUCCAGAAUAUCAGAAUUGCAAUGAGCAUGAUGAUUUUAUCGAUGAAAACAAGGAUUUCAAUAGAAUAAGGAGCGAAGAUUGUAAAUCAUUGAAUAUAGCAAUAAUAGGAUUGCCAAAUGUUGGGAAAAGUACACUGAUAAAUCGCCUCACCAAUCGACCAGUUUGCGCAACUGCAUCAAGAUUUCACGUGACCCGAGCAAAAAGUAAUGCGAUUUACAGUGAAGGUAAAACGCAGCUGGUUUUCAUCGAUACUCCCGGUCUUGUUUCCGCUCACGAAUUCAAAAAAUUCGAGCUCGAGAACAGCUUCAAAGAUGAUGUAAAAGCGGCAAUGGAAAGCGCAGACAUUGUUGGCGUCAUUCAAGACGUUUCUAACAAAUACACAAGAGGACUUAUGCAUAAAAAGAUAUUGGGUUUGAUGAAAAUGACUCGAGUCGGUGUACCAUCAAUACUCAUUAUGAACAAAAUUGAUGUUAUGAAGAAAAAACGCGAUCUUCUGGCGCUCGUAAAAGUGCUUACCAGCGAAAAGGGAUGGCCGAAUUUUUCAGAUGUUUUUAUGGUCAGCGCACUUACUGCAGAUGGUGUUGAGGAUCUACGAAAUUAUUUUUUGGAUUCCGCGAAGCCCCGUGACUGGGAAUACGGACCGGAAGUGGUGACGGAUCAACCAACUGAGAAGAUCAUCGAACGUGCUGUACGAGCGAAAUUUAUGGAUUCCUUGCCGAACGAAUUACCAUACAGAUUAAAAAUUGAGAUUGAGCAUUUAAGCACCUGCGAGGACGGUAGUUUGAAUUGCGUCGUAAUCACCCGGGCUGAAUCCGAUAGAAUAGCGAAAAUCGUUUUAGGAAAAAGUGGAGCUCGGGUCAAAAUGGUUGCUCGCCAGGCAGAAGAAGAGUUGAGUAACGCUUUUCGCACUACCGUCAGACUUAAAGUUGCUGUCCAUUUUUCGGAAGAAAAAAAAUGAUGUAUUAUACAAUAAAAUAAGGGAAAUUUCAACUUUUAUUCAAUCAGAUACUCGCCGUGAAUUAUGUUACACUGAAUUCUUGCACAACAUCUGAAGGUCAACUUUGGUAAUAAAGAAAAUUGUGCCAGGCCUCGGAA
Molecule: messenger RNA, 1466 nt
Organism: Venturia canescens
Lineage: Eukaryota; Metazoa; Arthropoda; Insecta; Hymenoptera; Ichneumonidae
Product: GTPase Era, mitochondrial
Exons: 4
Coding region: 277-1329 (350 amino acids)
Biological process (GO): ribosomal small subunit assembly
Cellular component (GO): mitochondrial matrix
Molecular function (GO): ribosomal small subunit binding; rRNA binding; GTP binding
Source: RefSeq, a predicted model, not a curated record